Molecule: messenger RNA, 1995 nt
Organism: Dioszegia hungarica
Lineage: Eukaryota; Fungi; Basidiomycota; Tremellomycetes; Tremellales; Bulleribasidiaceae
Product: amidase signature domain-containing protein
Exons: 12
Coding region: 1-1995 (664 amino acids)
Source: RefSeq, a predicted model, not a curated record
AUGCUGCUCAGCAAGACUUUGCUGUCGGUUCUCGGACUCGCAACUCUCGCCCAAGGUUUGGUCGUUCCUCUCGAAGUCCGCACUACCGACUCCAUCAACGUCCUAUCUUUCGACAGCUAUGCCAAAGAGACAGUCUUCCAACUCGGUGACGCCCACUACUUCUCUCCUCUUACUGAGAUCACCGCUUCGCUGGACAACAAGGACGCUCUGGCCUCGUCAGCCCCUACUCCUGCUGUGGUCAUCUCGCUCACCUCCUCGGCAUCGGUAUCGACCCUGACAGCCGUCCUUGCCGAGUACGCUUCCAAGGACGACGUCUAUACCGCCUCUUUUCUCUCCACCGUGAUCCUCCACUCCCCAACCUCCCUCUCUAUCCCCGCCGACACCAUCUCCUACCUCCUCGGCAAGGGCGCCGAGACGAUCAUCCUGAAGGGCAAGCUCUCGACCGCCUCGUCCAGCUCGGCGGUCAAGUACACGUCGACAACCGGUGCGCCCGCCCCGGGUCCUUAUCUCGCAGUCAAGGCUGAGGCCGGUAUCUCGCUCUAUCCCGUCUACAAGCUCGAGGUGGAUCCGUACAGGACCUUCACGGCAGGCGUGUAUGCUAGGGGAGAUGGGCAUGAGGCGCUAGGGAGGGUGACGACGGAGUCUGGGGAUCCAUGGGUACCAGUGCCGUCGAGGUUGUACACGCUGUACUCGGGCAAGCCUCUCGCAGGGCAGCGCCUGGCCGUCAAGGACAUCUACGACGUCAAGGGUGUUCAGACAGCAGCGGGCAAUCGAGCCUUUGCGGAGAUCUACCCAGUAGCGUCCGUCAAUGCGCCCGCAGUCCAGAAGCUGCUGGAUCUUGGCGCCGUCAUCGUCGGCAAGACCAAGACCGCUCAAUUCGCAUCGGGCGCAAGCACCAACGACGUCACCCUCGAAGUCCAGUACCCGUUCUCGCCCCGGUCAGACUUGUGGCAGUCGUGCGCGGCCAGCUCGUCCGGUUCCGGCUGUGCUGUAGCCGCAUAUGACUGGCUGGACUUUGCGAUCGGGUCAGACACGGGCGGGUCGGUGCGGAUCCCGGCGGCUGUAUCUGGGCUGUAUGGGAACCGACCUACGAGCGGAGCCAUCACUCUCGAGAAUGUCAUUCCCAUCUCACCCACUUUUGAUACGCUCGGCGUGCUCGCCAGGGAUCCUCAUCAGUGGACCAACAUCCUCCGACACUGGUAUAACGGUACUGAGGCCAACUUCCAAUCAUACAAUUCCUACCCUAAGAAGCUCAUCUACCCCACCAAUUACAUGCCCCAUGGCUCUCCCGAAGGUCAGGCGAUCAAAGAGGCAUUCAUCACCGCUCUUCAAACCAAGUACGGGAUGCAGCGCGUCGAGGUGGAUUUCCCCGCAGAGAUCGUCAAAGGCGGACAGAACAUCAGCGUCGUCAGUACCGCAUCGAGUCGGAUCAACGGAUGGUAUCAAUACAGCCGGAUUGCUCGCGACCUCAUCGCCAAGUACUCUGCUGCAAACGGCGGCCGUUUCUUGCCUGUCGACACUGCGCGCCGGGCCAACUUCAAGACCUGGGCCGCCAACACGUCGCAAGAGCUGUACGAUCAGUCUCUUCCCGUCAUCGCGGACUAUCGAAGCUGGUUCAAUGAUGAGUUCUUGUCGUACGACAAUCAGACGUGUAGCGAUUCCAUAUUCGUGUACGAUGUGGGGACUGGAGGUCUGCCUUCAUACCGGGAGGCAGUGUUGAAUGACGGUGUCACAGCCAUCACCCCAUUCUCCGACCCUCGGAACAACACCCUCAACCAGGCUCAAGUCUCGCCCUUGUCUGGCUGUGUCGACAUCACUAUCCCCAUCGGCCAGGCGGCAUACAACAGCUCCGUCAGUCUCAUCACCGAGUAUCACCCAGUGACUAUCAGUUUGAUCGCUCGGGCGGGAUGCGACUUCAUGUUACUGAACAUGGUGGAUGAGCUGGCAGAUGCGGGGCUGAUCAAAACGGUAAAGACUGGCCGAACAGCGUAUUGA